This is a messenger RNA of Xenopus laevis (African clawed frog), 1272 nucleotides long. It is a transcript of the gene fhl1.L, whose product is annotated as four and a half LIM domains 1 L homeolog. Bases 182 to 1024 code for a protein of 280 amino acids. NCBI's taxonomy places the organism in Eukaryota, Metazoa, Chordata, Amphibia, Anura, Pipidae. The record is from RefSeq and is a predicted model, not a curated record. The transcript has 7 exons.
CCUACUGUAACUUGUCUCCCUGUUUCACUCAUUCUCUGAACUUGGAACUAAGAGCACACAGUAAGUUUUGCUCUUGCAACUUUACCAGGAAACCCUGUUAAUCCAGUAUACCGCAGGCCAGUGAUAAAUAGGGCAGUUUACGUUCACCGUACCAGGUCCGCGCCACUACAUCGCGGGCACAAUGGCUGAACGCUUUGAUUGCCACUACUGCAGAGCCCCGCUACAAGGGAAAAAAUAUAUCGAGAAGGAUGGACAUAACACCUGUGUGAAAUGUUUCGACAAAAUCUGUGCCAACACCUGUGCCGAGUGCAGGAAACCUAUCGGAGCAGAUUCCAAGGAGCUGCAUUAUAAGAGCCGAUACUGGCACGAUACCUGCUUCCGCUGUGCUAAAUGCUAUCACCCUCUGGCCAAGGAGCAAUUCAUUGCUAAAGACAAUAAAAUCAUGUGCUCCAAGUGUACCACCAGGGAGGACUCCCUUCGCUGCAGUGGCUGCUACAAGCAGAUCCAACCAGGAGGACAGAAUGUUGAAUACAAGGGCAGUGCUUGGCAUGAGGAAUGUUUUACCUGCAGUAACUGCAAGCAGGCCAUUGGAGCAGGAAGCUUCUUUCCUAAGGGAACUGAUGUCUACUGCGUUACGUGCCAUGAGCAGAAAUUUGCCAAGCAUUGUGUAAAGUGCAACAAUCCCAUCACUUCUGGUGGCAUAACAUACCAAGACCAGCCCUGGCACGGCGACUGCUUUGUGUGUGAAACGUGCCAUAAGAAGCUCGGUGGCCAGCGCUUCACUGCAGUGGAGGAUCAUUACUACUGCGUGGAUUGCUACAAGUCCUUUGUGGCUAAGAAGUGCACUGGAUGUAACAACCCUAUCACAGGGUUUGGAAAAGGAUCCAGUGUUGUCAACUACGAAGGCAAUACCUGGCACGAAUAUUGUUUCACUUGCAAAAAGUGCUCCCUUAACCUGGCUAACAAGAGAUUUGUGCGCCAAAAUGAGCAGGUUUACUGUCAAGACUGUGCCAAAAAACUGUAAAACUGCUAUGGGAAGUGUUCACAUGAUUCUUUUUGCCAAUAUAAUUCCCAAAUAGAAGGCUUAUCAUACAUUAUACUACUUCUAUGCUACUGUUUUGUAGUGUUUUUCUGUGAUCAGAAAUGUAAAUCUGCAUGGCUUCCUUUAUAUUCCAUUCGAGCGGAUCUAAAUCUCCUAUAUAUAUAUAAAUAUAAAGCAACAAUGAAUGUCUUUAACUGUAGAACCUAAUUCUUAAAACAUAUUUCAAUUGA